Messenger RNA from Myotis brandtii (Brandt's bat), 1587 nucleotides. RefSeq names its product abhydrolase domain containing 18 (gene ABHD18). The transcript is spliced from 13 exons. Lineage: Eukaryota; Metazoa; Chordata; Mammalia; Chiroptera; Vespertilionidae. Bases 41 to 1435 code for a protein of 464 amino acids. The record is from RefSeq and is a predicted model, not a curated record.
GAGACUAGCAACUUUCCUAUGCAGAUGUUGGUUACUACUGAUGGGUGUGAGUAAGUUAGAUGUUCUAUACCGGAGACUUCUCCUUACAAAACUUUUUAUCAGAGGAUGGGGAAGGCCAGAGGAUCUUAAAAGACUCUUUGAAUUCAGAAAGAUAAUUGGAAAUCGAGAAAGAUGUCAGAAUCUGGUUUCAAGUGAUUAUCCAGUAUACAUCGAUAAGAUUGAAGAGCAGUCAGACUGUAAAAUCCUAGAUGGACACUUUGUUUCUCCUAUGGCACAUUAUGUACCUGAUAUCAUGCCAGUUGAAUCUAUUAUUGCAAGGUUCCAAUUUAUUGUGCCUAAAGAAUGGAAUAGCAAAUAUAGACCCGUAUGCAUUCAUCUUGCUGGAACAGGAGAUCAUCAUUACUGGAGACGACGAACACUGAUGGCUCGUCCUAUGAUUAAAGAAGCCGGAAUGGCUUCUUUGUUGUUAGAAAACCCUUAUUAUGGCUGCAGGAAACCCAAGGACCAAAUAAGGUCCAGCUUAAAAAACGUGUCUGACCUAUUUGUGAUGGGAGGAGCUCUUGUUUUGGAAUCUGCAGCUCUCUUGCACUGGCUAGAGAGGGAAGGUUAUGGACCUCUAGGAAUGACCGGAAUAUCCAUGGGAGGACAUAUGGCUUCCUUAGCGGUAUCCAACUGGCCUAAGCCCAUGCCAUUGAUUCCAUGUCUGUCUUGGUCUACAGCAUCUGGGGUCUUCACUACGGGUGUGCUGAGUAAAUCAAUUAAUUGGAGGGAGUUGGAAAAGCAGUAUUAUGCACAGACCGUUUAUGAGGAAGAAAUUAUUCACAUGCUUGAAUAUUGUGGAACAGAUUCUUUCAAAGUGGGACAAGAGUUCGUGAAAUGCUUCCCUAGCAGUGCAGACAAGCUCACUAACCUUAAUCUGGUUUCUAGAACUUUAAAUUUAGAUAUGACAGACCAGGUUGUGUCCUCGAAACAUAAUGAAUGUCAUAAAUCUAGUAAAACAUCUUUCAGUGCCACAUCAGAAGGACUCUUGUUGAAAGAUACUUCUAAGAUGGAGUGCUUCAAUCAAACAAUUUCAACCAACAAAAGUAGUUAUACAAGUUCCAAUCCUCAGUCAUACCACCUACUCAGUAAAGAACAAAGAAGAAAGAAUCUUCAGAAAGAAUCUUUGCUGUUUAUGAAAGGAGUCAUGGAUGAAUGUACUCAUGUAGCAAAUUUCUCAGUUCCAGUAGACCCAAGCCUCAUUAUAGUGGUUCAAGCCAAAGAAGAUGCAUAUAUUCCACGAACUGGAGUUCGAAGUCUGCAAGAAAUUUGGCCUGGUUGUGAAAUCCGAUAUCUAGAAGGGGGUCAUAUUAGUGCUUAUCUGUUCAAACAAGGAGUCUUCAGACGAGCCAUCUAUGAUGCAUUUGAACGCUUUCUGCACAAAUAUGCUAACUGAUUGGAUCACUGUAUGUAACCAGUAUGGCCAUCAUGUUUCUCACAAAAGGAGUUUCAUCCUUUGAUGAUGUGAAAUCAGUAAGACAGCACUAUACACUGAGUGGCCAUAUUAUUAUGACCACCUGACAUUUGUAGGCAAAUUAGCUAUAAUUU